Python bivittatus (Burmese python) is the source of this 949-nucleotide messenger RNA. The record is from RefSeq and is a predicted model, not a curated record. Lineage: Eukaryota; Metazoa; Chordata; Lepidosauria; Squamata; Pythonidae.
CACACAGAUUGAUGAAAUGCCAGAAUCCGCUGUGAAAUCAGCUUCCAACAAAUACCAGGUCUUUUUCUUUGGAACUCAUGAAACGGCCUUUCUGGGCGCCAAGGACCUCUUUCCUUACGAAGAGUGCAAGGUGAAGUUUGGCAAAGCGAACAAGCGGAAAGGCUUCAGUGAAGGCCUGUGGGAGAUCGAAAACAACCCCACCGUCAAGGCCUCGGGAUACCAGCCGGCUCAGAAGAAGCACCCCACGGAGGAAGGCAAAGCUGAACAGGACCCUGAUACGGGGAAGAAGGGCAGCCCCGAAGGGAGCAGCCACGAGGAGGGAGACCUGGUGAUCGACGAGCAAGUCAAGGAGAAGAACGAGAAGGCUGCCCACAAGAGGAAAGCCGCGGGGGCCUUGGAGGAUUUCUCUCCCAAGCGCAUGAAAGACGGGGAGGACCAGGCGGAAGCGGCUGGAGAGAAGCUGGGCUGUGAGGACGCAGCCCAGGAGGCUGAGAAUCAGAAGCCCGCUCUGCCGGAGGCAGGGGAGGAGGGGAAGAACAGCAGCAGCGGGAGCCCCGUCAACGUGCCAGGAGCAGAAGAGAGGAAGGAAAAAGAUGCCCCUGAGGAAGAAGAGGAGGAGGAGGAGGAGGGAGAGGAAGAGCAGGAAAGCAGAGAUCACGGGAAGAGCCUGUAGCUGGCCGUCUGCCCUCCGGCCCCAGCCGGCCUCCUGGUUUCCCCGGUGCUACGAACCAGAUUCCGUCAUCCUCGCCUUUCCGUCUCCGACGUUCGGCAGAAAGGGGGCGCGAUCCAACAUUUCCACAGCAGGAAUAGGAAACGGUCUCUGCCCAGCCAACCCGCACCUCUCCUGGCCGGACAUCGUGCCGGUCCUACGCUUUGAGCUAGUAAUAAUUUCUAGAGGGAAUAUACUGAUCAGUCACUUUGGAAUAAAAGCAGUUGGAUGCCUUUUUAA